GUCAAGUCUCAGCACGCGCCUUUGCCUUCGCAUUCAUCGCCGACACAUGUGUGGUUGGGUUUCUGCUGGUCUCCGCCUUCUUUUUCUUCCAUCUUUUCCUGUUAUGUCGAGGUCAGACCACUCGGGAGUGGUACUCGUCCCGACAUCCUUACAGCCUCGGACUCCUGGGAAACCUGCGUCACACGCUGGGCCUCCGCUGGUACCUGUGCUGGCUCUGUCCCCUCAUCCCCUCCCCCAUGCCGGGUGAUGGAAUAAACUUCCAAGUCACAGGAUCGCUGGAACCGACCCGGUAACGGAUGGGGAUCUGAAGAGUCCACUAUGAAAUGGUGCUGGUUAAUAUUAUCAUAGUCUGGAGCAGGGAAAAAGGCCUAAUGUAAUCCGAAGGUAGCUUGGGAUUGAUUGAAGCUGACAAUUAUGACUGUUUUAGAUAAUGGAGACGGGGGGGGACUUCUGACUUCUGCAGAGUUUGGCUGCGUCAGGACAGAAAACAAACUUAUUCUGAAGGUGCACUGAUUUGAUCGGAGGUAUUCCCUACUGACUGAGGCUGUCCUCAGAAUGUGACACUGUAAUAAAUGCUUAUCUACUGAAAUCCUUUCCAGUGAAAAUGUGUUAACAAACGCAUCACUGAGUGAAGGAAUGUUUUAAAUGAAACCGAAACGAAAUAACUAGAAACAGAAAUCGGAAUUAUUCCACUCGCUUAGUGGUCAAACACUUGGAUUGUAAAGUAUUUUCAGUCUGUUUGUGUUCUUAUCUGCCUAAGUUUGAAUCCCAUGCAGGAUCAGUUUACACUCUCCCUGAUUAUAAAGUCAUCACCAGCUUCUUAUUUGCUUUUUUGCACAAUCAGAAACUUCUUUGUAUUCACUCUUUUGCUGUUUUAUAUAUAUAUAUAUAUAUAUUCAUUUCCUCAUUCAUAGUUGUGUUGAUUUAACACUGAGGGAGCAGCUGUUGGUUUUAAAGUGAUGUCUUAAAGUCCAUGGAGUAGCGCAUCUUAAAUUCAAAUCCAGAAGUACUAAAUAUUGCCAAACACGCUGCAGUUUACCGACUAUUCAUCAUUUUGGAAACACGAUGUUGAAGGGUCUGCAUGUGACACAUUGUUUCUCCUGUUUCAUAUUCUCUUUCGAGCAUGCUCUGCCUUACCGCAUGUUUUCUCCAUGUGCUUUGCAUCAAAAUGUCUAUUUUUGCGCAGUUUACUUUUGUACCUUCAAACUCCCCUUGCCUUAAAAUGUAGUUUCAAAUUAAAAGUUUCUGUAGGAAAAGGUUCUUGUUUACCAAUUUAUGUUGAAGCCAAAAAUUGUUUGUUUGUGUUGGUAUUUGUUUCACUAAAGAUGCUGAUUUUUUGUGUUUGGUUUUUCCAUUUGAAAAGGAUUAUUAAAGUGUGUGAUGGGAUGUUUCAAAUAGCUGUUUUUUUCCAUAUUUACAAUUGUGUAUUUGCACAGGUGUACUGUAAAAAAAUAAACUUGAGUUUGAAAACUU
Molecule: messenger RNA, 1473 nt
Organism: Oryzias melastigma (Indian medaka)
Lineage: Eukaryota; Metazoa; Chordata; Actinopteri; Beloniformes; Adrianichthyidae
Product: probable palmitoyltransferase ZDHHC24
Biological process (GO): protein targeting to membrane; peptidyl-L-cysteine S-palmitoylation
Cellular component (GO): Golgi apparatus; endoplasmic reticulum
Molecular function (GO): protein-cysteine S-palmitoyltransferase activity
Source: RefSeq, a predicted model, not a curated record